Molecule: messenger RNA, 2597 nt
Organism: Oncorhynchus gorbuscha (pink salmon)
Lineage: Eukaryota; Metazoa; Chordata; Actinopteri; Salmoniformes; Salmonidae
Product: trafficking kinesin-binding protein 2-like
Exons: 16
Coding region: 144-2597 (817 amino acids)
Biological process (GO): anterograde axonal transport of mitochondrion; neurogenesis
Cellular component (GO): dendrite
Molecular function (GO): GABA receptor binding
Source: RefSeq, a predicted model, not a curated record
CUGUCCUCUGUUGUCUCUCCUUGUUAUCCCCUCAUUCCCCUCCCUGUCCUCCGUUGUCUCUUCCUCCAGCUUAUCUUUCCCUGGCUCCCUCUUCCUACUCUCACCCAGGCUCCCGAGUCCUCAGUGCUGAUAGGGUGGAGCAGAUGACCAAGACCUACAAUGACAUUGAGGUUGUCACACACCUAUUGGCUGAGCGGGACCGGGACUUGGAGCUGGCCGCUCGGAUUGGUCAGUCUCUGCUUCAGAGGAACCACCUGCUCCAGGAACGAAAUGAGUCUGUGGAGGAACAGCUAGCACAGGCCCUGGACCAGGUGCACCAGCUACAACAUGAGCUGGGGAAAAAGGAUGAGUUGCUGCGGAUGGUGGCCAGCGCUUCGGAGGAGAGUGAGACUGAUUCCAGCUGCUCAACGCCGCUGCACCCCCGCCAACCCCUAGCACCAGCUGUGGCCCUCAGCCAGCUGGAGGCCCUGCAGGGGAAAAUGUCUGAUCUGGAAGAGGAGAACCUGGCCCUACGCUCUGAGGCCCGUCAUCUGAAGACGGAGACCAUCACCUUCGAGGAGAAAGAACAACAGCUGGUCAGCGACUGUGUCAAGGAGCUACGCGAGUCCAACAGUCAGAUGGUGAACCUAACAGAGGAGCUGUCCCAUAAGAGUGAAGAGGUGAUGCGACACCAGGAGGAGAUUUCCCAGCUCCUCUCCCAGAUAGUAGAGCUCCAACACCGCGUCAAAGAGCUGGCCCUGGAGAAAGAGGAGCUGAGGAUUCACCUACAGGCCUCGAAAGAUGCCCAGAGAUCACUCACUGCAGAGCUGAAUGAGCUAGCGGACCGUAAUGUAGAGUGUGUGGGGAUGCUACAUGAGUCUCAGGAAGAGAUCAAGGAGCUGCGCAGUAAGAACACUCCGUCUGCAGGCAUGAGACGACACCUGCCCUACGGACUCUUCCCCAUGGACUCCCUGGCAGCAGAGAUUGAAGGCACCAUGAGGAGAGAGCUGAGUGUCGAGGACGAGGUGGCUUUCCAGGACCAGAAAGUUUCCCAGAAGAAGGUGUUUCAGACUGUACGCGUGGUCAACGAGUCGGUAGAGCGAGCUGCGGCGAUGGCCACGCCCCCUAUCCCUGGCUCGGGAGGCAGCUGCCUGGUGAUGACGGCCCAGCCCUUCCUGUCCGCACAGGGGAUCGACCAAUCCCACGGCCGCGCCAAUAGGGAGGAGGUCCCGCUUGGCAAGCCUGGCGCACCAGGAGGAAAUGACCUCGUGUCGGCGCUGCACCGCCUCUCCCUGCGGCGGCAGAAUUUCCUGUGCGAGCGGCAGUUCUUCCAGGCGGAACGCGAAAAGAAGCUGGAGGCCCUGGCUGGGGGAGUGGAAUCGGAUGUGGAGGGGAGUGGCUACAGCUCACCAAUGAGCAGCGUCAUGUCAUCCUUCACCAACCUAUCAGAGUUCUCGGUCUCGUCCAGCUGUUUUAAGACCUUUCUGCCUGAGAAGCUGCAGAUCGUCAAGCCCAUGGAGGCAGCUGGCCAUGCCCCACCUGGGCACCAUCCUGGACCCCCACCCGGGCGUGGUCACCAAGGGCUUUCGCCCCUCCCCCAUGAUGCUCUCGCCGACACCGUCUACCGCCUCACCGACCUGGAGGAAGACGAAGAACAGAAAUAUGACAUGAGAGGAAACCGAGGGAAGGAAGGGACAGACGCCUGGGAGAAGAAGGGAGAGGAGGAGGAAGGAGGGAUCACCUUCAAGGUGCAGUACUCAUCAACACCGGAGGAGAACAGGGAAAGGAUUAGGGAGCGUUUGCUGUUGAACGGGCCACCGGUGUCUCCCAUUUCUCCCGUUUUCGUACCAGUACCAGGCUCUCCACAGCUCCCUCUAAUCCCGAUCACCUGUGACCUCCCUAUGACCUCUAAUUCCCCCUGUGACAUCAUCAGGAGCCCGUCCCUCUUGGCUCUGCCCGCCAGUGUAACGUCCAUGGCUCCUGUCCAAUCCCAGAGCCUGACUGUCACCAGUCUUACUACUACAACAUCCUCGUCAGUUUAUAACCCGGGGAAAUGUCAGAGUUCAACGUCUUCCACCUACACCUUUACAACCUGCCGCAUCCUGCACCCCUCUGACAUCACCCAGGUCACCUCCAGUUCCCACUGUCAGUCUUCUGUCUCAGAGUACACUCCCAGCUCCAUGAGGACAGGCCCCAGCACCCCGGUGACCCCUGCAGCACGCCCCCAACUCCCCGUCCCACUCGCCGACCCCCUCGCCUGUGCCCUUGAGUCCCGCGCCUCGGCGCCAGCCACCUGUGACAACUUCCUGGCGUCGCGUCCGGCUGAGCUCUUCCUCCAGGACGUGUAUGGGCUGAAGUUUGGCCGCACCCAUCGCCCCAACCUCCCCAGCCCCGACCCCACCUCACAUCGCCCCAACCUCCCCAGAAUCAAAGCCAAACCCGACCCCAUCAAUGUAAACUUAGUCGAGAGGCUACGCCGGCUGGGAUUGGUCAAGGUUCCCCAGGGGGUGGAGCCAUUGUCAGAGUGCCUGGUGCGUCAGGACUCGGCCACCUUCCUAGCCACAGGCGGAGGCAGCCUAUUGGACGGCCUGCGGCGGAACCAGAGCCUCCCGCUAUGA